AUGCGGUCGCGGCCGAUCAGUCUCACAGCUGCUCUUGAGUUCUGUUUGAAAAAGCUCCACAUGAGAAUGCAGUGUGAACUCGGGAACAAAUAUCCUAGUCUUUUGCGCUGCAUCGCAGCGGUAACGGCUCACGAAUGCAUUCGUGGGCCAGACCGUGACACUCAGCAACUUAUAAUAGAAGAAGCAGGAAUGCUUAAUUCUAGUUCCACUAGUAUAGAGUCUUUUAUCCAAUACCUCUACACUGAUCAAAUCGAAGCCUUGAAGCUAGAUAACUUUUUAGAAGUGCCUUUGGUGCAUGUGUUGGGUAAAGUUCUAGAUAAAACGCCCGGAAUAAAAAACCUAUGGUAUCGUGACCGCAUUGUGGAGGCCCUUGUUCGUCGACUCUUUGCCAACUACCUUGUCCGUGAGCACCAGAAGUCUAUUUGGUCUCCGUCACGGUUGGACUUGGCUAAUGUCAUAGCUCGACCGCUCAGCGGCGAAGGAAAUAGACUACCCUAUACUAGCUACGCGGGUGGAUCGCGCACGGACCUACGCGCACUCCAUUUUCGUAGCCAGACAAGUAGCAAUAUUAAGAAAAAGUACCUUUCCGUAGCCAUAGAUCCGGACACGUUCCCUGUCCUCUUCAGAAAGACGCCCGUGACAUAGCUAGUUAUGUGUAAAAAAGGGCGAAGUGGGACGUUGCGGCUCGCCUUUGGCGCUUCAGCUGUCUGAAAAACCCCGCUCGCCCGGCAUGGCUAUAAAAUAAUCGCGGCUACAUGUCUUGUGGCUUAAAUAAAGGCCUUAGGGGUGCUGAAUUACGCGUCACGUUCGGUAUCGCUCGAAUUCGGAGGUUUCAGUAGACAUCGAGACGCGGUUAGUGCAGUCACGGCCCAUGUCAUCCUAAAUGUUAAUGAUUGAACCUACGUUGAAGAUUGCGUUCUCUUCCAAGACGUGAAGGUAAGCAUAGGAUAUGUCGGCUAUA
Molecule: messenger RNA, 961 nt
Organism: Emericellopsis atlantica
Lineage: Eukaryota; Fungi; Ascomycota; Sordariomycetes; Hypocreales; Bionectriaceae
Exons: 2
Coding region: 1-645 (214 amino acids)
Source: RefSeq, a predicted model, not a curated record